Molecule: messenger RNA, 810 nt
Organism: Lizanozyma spartinae
Lineage: Eukaryota; Fungi; Ascomycota; Pichiomycetes; Serinales; Debaryomycetaceae
Product: acetate uptake transporter family protein
Exons: 1
Coding region: 1-810 (269 amino acids)
Cellular component (GO): plasma membrane
Molecular function (GO): acetate transmembrane transporter activity
Source: RefSeq, a predicted model, not a curated record
AUGGAAAUAGAUUUGGAGGCAUACGGAGAUGAACCUGUUAUCAUUAAUUCUAAAGGUAGAAGGUAUUUUUUGAAAGUAAGUACUUCUGAAUCUGGAGAUAAUAUUAUUCAUUUUGAAGAACCACCAAUAGUUCCUACUGAUUGUGAUACUCCAUGUGAACUUUUAAAUGCAUUUGGUGGUACUUUGAAUCCCGGUAUUCAUUCUCCACCGAAAAACAAAUCUAUUGGUAACCCCGUGCCGUUAGGGUUGGCGACUUUUAGUUACUGUGUUCUUGUGGUGUCAUUAAUUAAUGCUGAAGUUAGAGGAUUAACCAAUCCUCGUGUGAUGAUUGGUCCUGCAUUCUUCUUGGGCGGUCUUGUGGAAUUGAUUGCUGGCAUAGUUGCCCUAUUUGUCGAGGGAACUUUUGCAGCCGUUACUUUAGGUGGAUUCUCUGGAUUUUGGUUUAGUUAUGGUUGUUUGAAAACAGAUCAAUUUGGUAUUCGAGCAAGUUAUACUGACGACGAAUGGCGAUCUGCUGAAGGGUUCUUUUUAUUGGGUUGGUUGAUUCUUUCCUUUUUAUUAUUAUUAUGUACCAUGAAAGCUACUAUAGGGUUGUUUCUGUUGUUUGUGGGUAUUAAUUUGUUUCAACUUUUGUUGACCAUUGCGGCUUUCACAGGGAAUCAUAACAUUAGAAAAGUUGGUGGAUAUUUGGGAAUCAUUACCUCUUGUGUUGGUUGGUAUAAUAUGUAUUGCGGAAUAGCUACGCCGGACAAUUCGUAUUUUUAUGUACCGGCUGAGAACUUUAUGAUGCCUCGUGCUCCUAGAGUAUGA